CUGAGAGAGAACCUUAGUCUCAGAGAGUUUGUAUAAGUAUACUCGCACAAGUUCCGUGUGAGUGAGUAGGCAAUGUCACGGCGCCGAGUACUAGCGGACAGAGCGAUGCACUGGAUAGCAGCAAGUGGCCGAUUGGGCAAGGACAAAUUGAAGUUUUUAGAGAGUCUGUUCGAUUGCGGGUCUUCGGGCGAGGCUCAGUUCGCUUCCUCAGUGUGUUUCUUGGUAGCAGUGUUUGAGGAUGACCGAGGGUUAGUGGCACAGCCGAUGCUGGUAAAGUAUAAUAUAGACGAUGAGUUGACCCGAAAUUGGUUAAACUUGAACGAACAGUUCCGGAACGAAGUGAUCUUGUACAACAAAGUUCUUCCUUUUUUAGACAGAGACAACACAAUGAUUAGUAUAUUCCCUCACUACUUCUUUGGCUCAGCUAGUGAAAGUGACAAUCCUUCUGAAUACACAUUAGUUCUUGAAGACUUAAGAAGUUCAGGGUUUAGAUUAAGUCCGGAAAUUCUUGAUUUGGACUUCGUCCACUGUGCACUUGCUUUUAGAAAACUGGGUGCUUUUCAUGCAUUGUCUUUUGCAGCUAAACAGUCAAAUCUGAAAGACUUCACCAACUUGGUAGAGAAACUUGUAGAAACAAGACUUUUGGAGUAUAAUUGGGAGGAUGCGAAAUAUAUGUUUGAAGGUUCUUUAGACAGAGCUGCAGGGCCUCUCUUGGAAAAUGGCGAGAAGAUUGAAGAAAUCAAUCAAUUCAAAAAUAAACUUAAGAACAGUUUUAAGUACUUGAAAAGUAUUUUAACUGUCCAAGAACCAAUGGGUGUCAUUUGUCAUGGUGACUUCUGCAGGAAUAAUGUUCUUUACAAAUACGAAAAUGGUAGUCCAGCAGAUAUUAGGUUCUUUGACUUGGCUACUGCAAGAUAUGGCUCUCCCAUGCUAGACUUUACUUUCUUCUUUUUUCUAAAUUGUUCUGAGAAAUCACGGAAACUUUACAAAGAUGAGUACCUGAAAAUCUAUCAUGACUCUCUCUCAACAACCAUACUUGGUGUGGAGGUUCCUUCCUUGGAGGAUUUCAAAGAGGAAUUUCGGCGUAAAGCCGUCUAUGGAUUCUUGAUCUCUUCAUUCUUCAAGCCUGCCUUAAUGGACUCUGUACCUUUUGAUCCAGUAAAAGAGUCACGGAAACCACUUGAAAUUCGGGCAAGAAGAUGUCUCAGUAACGGAGGAACAAAGGCAACUGAAGUAACUGCCAAUAUGUUGCGGGAGUUAAUUUACUUAAAAUGUGAAAUAUGAAAUAGAUUAGUUCACAUACAGCAGUUUUACCCUGAUACUCUCACAAUUAAGCUGCACGAGUCUUAGUUUGAGUAAUUAGUAUUGAAAAAUUAGCAUAACAUAUGAAAUUGUUGACAUAUUUUAUAGUUUGUGUAAAGAAAAUACAUUAUUAUUAAAAUUAGAAAAUAUUUGUUAACAGUGUUCAAACACAUAGAAAAAACUUAGAAAUACAAAAGAAAUCAAAAGCAAAAUAAUAUUUGCUGUGACUGCAGUGGAUUAUCCAUCCCCCACCCCGAAAGGUUGUAAAAUAUGUUUUAAAAACAAUAAAAAGCUAAUAGGACUCAAAUGUAUCCAAAGCAUUAGAUAUAUAAAAAUAAUUUUCGUCGUCAAUAUACUUAAUUUGCACGAUUUCUCAAGACUGUUCUAAGAUUAGUUUUUACAAGAUGCAUUAUGAGACCUACGUUGUAUUUUUGUCCUAAUGCAGUUCAUAACACCAUAGUCAUGUUUCAAACGAUGUAUUAUUAAAUAAAUAAUGCAAAGUGAGGGUAGUCCUGAUGGCAUCGCUUACACUGGAUCUCUUCUUUUAAUGUCCAAAGGGUUUUACUCAGUUGGUGGAUUCAUAAUGAGCUACUGGGAUAUCUGAAAGUGCUGGAUGUGAAAUCACUGCAAUUGUUCCAGAUGAAUGUACUCGUAUGUAGUUUAUAAGCAAAAGAAAUGAAUUUAUUUCUUAAUGAUAAAAAACUAACUAACUAUAAUUAUUUCAGCGCAGGUAGACUAAACGUGUUAUAAUAAUUAACAUACAUUUUAAAAUUAUUAUAUUUUGUGAUUAUACUUUUUACUUCUGAUGACCGGGCAUACAGGAAAACAAAACUUGUGAUAGUGUUAAGGAAUUCAAAGAAUAGACUGAAUGCAGAUCAUAGUUACAAUUUUCAAGAAAAA
Messenger RNA from Homalodisca vitripennis (glassy-winged sharpshooter), 2202 nucleotides. RefSeq lists its product as uncharacterized. The record is from RefSeq and is a predicted model, not a curated record. NCBI's taxonomy places the organism in Eukaryota, Metazoa, Arthropoda, Insecta, Hemiptera, Cicadellidae. The transcript has a single exon. Bases 73 to 1284 code for a protein of 403 amino acids.